Messenger RNA from Xyrauchen texanus (razorback sucker), 2540 nucleotides. RefSeq names its product poly(rC)-binding protein 4-like. The transcript is spliced from 14 exons. NCBI's taxonomy places the organism in Eukaryota, Metazoa, Chordata, Actinopteri, Cypriniformes, Catostomidae. Gene Ontology annotation, cellular component: cytoplasm; nucleus. The coding region runs from base 199 to 1557 and encodes 452 amino acids. Gene Ontology annotation, molecular function: mRNA binding. Gene Ontology annotation, biological process: negative regulation of mRNA splicing, via spliceosome. The record is from RefSeq and is a predicted model, not a curated record.
CAUCGGGGUUUUCUCUUACAGUGAGCGCCUGGCACUGACAAUGUGGACAUCAGCGGGGAAUAUAUAGUACAUCAUUUAAAUUCGCAUUGUAUUAUCAACGCAUUCAACUGCAUUAUUAACAGAAAGGUAAGUGGAAGGAGAGAGUCCUGACUCCCCCCCAUCCUCCCCGCCCAUUCCAUCAUCCGUAGAGCAUCUUUCAUGCGUCUCCCUGGGCUUGACUCCCACGUCAGGAUGAAUUGUGAGCAGGAUUUUGGAGAUGGAGGCAUGAACGUCACUCUAACGCUCCGACUGCUCAUGCAUGGCAAGGAGGUUGGCAGCAUCAUUGGCAAGAAAGGAGAUACUGUGAAAAGAAUACGAGAGGAGAGCAGUGCACGCAUCAAUAUCUCAGAAGGCUCGUGCCCAGAGAGAAUCAUCACCAUCACAGGCGCCACAGAGUGUGUGCUUAGAGCCUUCACUAUGAUCACAAUCAAACUGGAGGAGGAUUUGGCUGCUCUUGUGGCGAACGGAACAGUCACCAGUAAGCCUCCAGUCACGCUGCGAUUGGUUAUACCGGCCAGCCAGUGUGGUUCUCUCAUCGGCAAGGGCGGCUCCAAAAUCAAAGAGAUCAGAGAGAAAACAGGGGCUCAGGUACAGGUGGCAGGAGAUCUGCUCCCUAACUCCACAGAGAGAGGAGUGACGAUAUCUGGCAACCAGGACGCCAUCAUACAGUGUGUCAAACUCAUCUGCACUGUAAUACUGGAGUCCCCUCCAAAGGGUGCUACAAUUCCGUACCGCCCAAGCCCUGCUCCAGGAACAGUUCUUCUAGCUGGAAAUCAGGUUUUCGAAACAUCCGAGUUUGCGUCUCACCCGCUUUUCUCAGUGGCUCAGGGAGGGCUGGAUCUGCAACAAGCAUAUACUGUACAAAACCAAUAUGGCAUUCCACACUCAGAGUUGGCCAAGUUGCAUCAAUUGUCCAUGCAGCAGGGUCUUGCUCCCAUGGCGCAGCCCACAGCCACCCCAGUCCUGCCUGGCAUGGAGUCCAGUUCCCAGACAGCAUCCCAAGAACUUCUCAUUCCAAAUGAUCUGAUUGGUUCAAUAAUUGGCAGGCAGGGUACAAAAAUCAAUGAGAUCCGUCAAGUAUCAGGAGCUCAGAUCAAGAUCGGAAGUCAACUGGACAGCACCAGUGACCGACACGUCACCAUCACAGGCUCCCCAAUCAGCAUCAACCUGGCCCAGUAUCUAAUCACAUCCUGUUUAGAGACCGCCAAAUCCACUGCCCAGUCCUCCUCCAUGUCGACCCCUGUAGACCUCAACAUGAGCUUCACCCAGACUGCUUCCCCCGCAUCGUCCUCUGCCGCAGCCCUGGCAGCGAUGGGCGGCCUGCCCCAUGCUCCUAUCUUGGGAGCCCCCUAUACCCUCCCCCUCUCCAGCCUCCUGGGAAUCAAAUCCAUCCCCUUCCUGGCACUCUCUGCCCCUGCCGCUGCACCUGCCCACGGCACCUUGGCUUCCUACACCGCCAAGAUCUCCAACGCCAAUGGCAUCAAGAAACCCGAGCGACAGAAGUUUGCGCCCUACUGAUGCUUGUCGAGAGGAACCACCAAGAGCCUCCCUUGUUCCUGAGAAUGAACCAGAGAGGAACAGUUUCAGGGUUCAUCUCUUCUAGCCUGAUGUAGCCGUAUAGACUGACUGUACCGAUUUCUUCGCUGCAAAAAAAAUUAUUUUCUUCAACAGUAUUUUUGUCUUGUUUUCAAGUAAUAAUGUCUUAACGCAAGAUAAAUUUACAUUUUUGAUUUAAAAAAUUGUGUAAUAUAAUCAUAAGUUUGAAUUGCUUUUGGCAACUUUUUUCUUGUUUUAAGCAUAAACCUCAAAAAUUUUUGCUAGAUUUAUACUUAAACCAAGAAACUAAUUUGCCAAUGGGGAAAUUGUGUUUGUCAAAAACUUAAUUCGAAGUAUAUUCUCGGUAAAGAAGUCUUAUUAUCUUACACAAUUUUGCUUAUCAAGUACUGUUUUAAGGAUGUUUCAACAUUUUAACUGUAAAACAAUACAAAAAUGCUGAUUAAGAAAGUAAUGUUUGCAGUGUUUUUGGUUUCGUAGCUUAUCCUGAAAAAUCGUAGGAAAACAAUGUCAUAAUUAGUUUUAUUUAUGUUGUUUUUUUUGGCUGAGGUAGCCGCUAAAGCCAUAGACUAUUCCUAAUCUCCUAUUUUCCCGAAAUCUUUACACACGUUUAAUGUCUACUGUUAUUUAUUGAUAACGACUAAAUAUUCCUGCAGAAUAGUUUCUAAUGUAGAACACUGUUGACUGAUGCUAAUCUCUUACGUAUCAGCUUUUCUACAAUGAUGUCUGUGAAUGCUUCUGUAUACAACUUCCUGAUUUUUUUUUAGGAAUCUUUAAACGAUGUCAAAAUAUGAAAAAAAAAAAAAAAACAGUUUUUAAAAUGACAACAGAUCUAAACCUUGCUUUUGUGUUACUUUAUUUUAUUUAAAAAAAAAAAAAAAAUCAUUUUGUUCACAUUAGUUUAAAAAUGUUAUUUAUUUUAUUUAUUGUGCGGAGUGUUUCUUUAA